This is a messenger RNA of Chlamydomonas reinhardtii, 1392 nucleotides long. RefSeq lists its product as uncharacterized. The coding region runs from base 64 to 1104 and encodes 346 amino acids. The record is from RefSeq and is a predicted model, not a curated record. Gene Ontology annotation, molecular function: heparan sulfate 6-sulfotransferase activity. Lineage: Eukaryota; Viridiplantae; Chlorophyta; Chlorophyceae; Chlamydomonadales; Chlamydomonadaceae. The transcript is spliced from 5 exons. Gene Ontology annotation, cellular component: membrane.
CAUAUACUGCCUUACCACCUACAGGGUAAUGCGCAAGUUACAGUCCGGUACUCUGGUGGCUGAAUGGUGAUUCCUCUACGCCACAAUACGCUGUGUGCCAUUUCGCUAACAUGGAUUGCAAUCUUCUGUUUAGUAUGCAUACUUACAGCUGAGGGCGCGAAGCCGGCCCACUGUCGCGCUGACCUGCCCGGCUGUUGCCCCAACGUUGUCGAACAUGUAGUCCUCCUGCACAUAGAGAAGACGGGAGGCACAUCAGUGCGGACGUUUCUUCAGUCGGCGGUCAAAAAGAAGUUCCCGAAGUCAGGCGCGAUAUGCAACUACCUCAAGUACAUGCCCUAUCAGUGCCAGCCCAGCAGCGCGAACGGCGGCAGCUCCACCUGUAAUCAGAAAAACUACGAUUACUACGACUCUACCAUAGCUACUGGGUCACACUUCCGGAAAGGCUGCAAGUUGACGUCCAGCCACCAUGACUUUCGUAUUAUUGAAGCUAUCCCGGAGGAGCAGCGCAAGACGACGCUGCUGAUCGUGAACCUGCGGGACCCGGCAUCACGUGCGGUGAGCCACUACCACAUGCUCAAACGGCACGGUGACCCGGGCGCACUCAACGCGAGCGGCGUGGUGGAGUACUUCACGACUGACCCGCUGGGCGUGUCCAUCAGCCGCAACCGCAUGACCCGCGUGAUGGCCGGCGAGUUCUGCUGCAAGGACGGCGCGCCGGCGCGCUACACUGGCGCGGCCAUGUAUAAGCUCGCGCUGGAGCGGCUGGACGAGUUCUGUGUGGUGGGGCUCACCAGCCGUGUGCAGGAUACAAUGCUGUACGUGCUGCACGCGCUCGGCCUUCCCACUGACAAGCCGCCCAAGAACCUGCACUACCACAACAACGCCAAGAAGUACCAGCCCACGGCACCCGAGGUCCUGAAACAGCUGUCGGACUUCAACGCGCACGAUGUGGACCUGUACACGGCGGCCCGGACCCGCUUCGCCGAGCAGAUGAGCGCGCUGGGCGAAGCUGGCUCCGGCAAUAGUGAGGGUGGCGACGGGGUCAAAGGGGAAGGAGUUUCUGAGGGGUCAGGGAAGACGGAGGUAAUAGACACAGCAAGAUGAGCAUGGCUCCGUGGUGUCCAUGGUGUAGCACCCUCCGCUGCGUUUGGGGCAUGAGACGCCUUGGGAUUGGGAAGGGUUCCGGAACAUGUGGCAUGCCUACGCGCAUGCAACAUCUGAGAGAUGACUUAUGGAUAGGCUGAUGCGACCAGGCGCUCAAUGCUUGUGCCGCGAUGUCCGACACUGGGCCGCUAUACGCGCAGCUUGUUCCAAGACCGUAUCGACGGGGCUAUCAUGUAGCACCGGCCGUCGCCGUCCGGCCGUCGUACGGCGAUGUAAGGUCCCCCACGG